CAGCUGCUGCAGGAGGUGUUGGACACCGACCUCAGCGAUCAAGCUUUCCUUUCUCCACUCACAAAGUCGUCAACGCCGCCGGCCAUCAGGUACGUGCCAUGCGCCUGUCCUUUGUGGGCGAGCUGGGCUGGGAGCUCCACAUCCCCAAACACUCCUGCCUGCCCGUCUACCACGCCGUCAUGGCGGCGGGCGCCAAGCACGGCGUCAUCAACUCGGGCUACAGGGCCAUCGACUCUCUGAGUAUCGAGAAAGGUUACCGCCAUUGGCACGCCGACCUUCGCCCCGAUGACACGCCCCUGGAGGCGGGGCUAGCCUUCACCUGCAAGAUGAAGAGCGCCAUCCCCUUCCAAGGUCGAGAUCGGCUGGAGAAGCAGAAGGAGGCGGGGCUAAAGAGACGCAUCGUGUCCUUCACCAUCGACGAGAAAGUUCCCAUGUUCGGCUUGGAGGCCAUCUUCCGCAACGGCCUUCCUGUGGGUCACCUGCGGCGUGCUGACUACGGCUUCUUCAUCGACAAGACCAUCGGCUACGGAUACAUCAGCUGUCCUGAUGGAGGCGUGGUGAGCGCAGACUUUGUGAAGAGCGGCGAGUUCACGCUGGAGCGGAUGGGCGUGGCCUACAAGGCCAAAGCCCACCUCAGAUCCACCUUUGACCCCGAGAACAAGCGUGUGAAAGGCGUGUACGACUGACCAGGACUGACCAGGUCUGACCAGGUCUGACCAGGACUGACCAGGUCUGACCAGGUCUGACCAGGUCUGACCAGGACUGACCAGGUCUGACCAGGUCUGACCAGGACGGACCAGGUCUGACCAGGACUGACCAGGUCUGACCAGGACUGACCAGGUCUGACCAGGUCUGACCAGGACGGACCAGGUCUGACCAGGACUGACCAGGUCUGACCAGGUCUGACCAGGACUGACCAGGACUGACCAGGACUGACCAGGUCUGACCAGGUCUGACCAGGUCUGACCAGGACUGACCAGGACUGACCAGGUCUGACCAGGUCUGACCAGGUCAGACCAGGACUGACCAGGUCUGACCAGGACUGACCAGGACGGACCAGAUCUGACCAGGUCUGACCAGGUCUGACCAGGACGGACCAGAUCUGACCAGGUCUGACCAGGACUGACCAGGUCUGACCAGGACGGACCAGAUCUGACCAGCAGGUGCCAACUUUCCAUCCCUAACGCACUUUUUCUCACGCAAUGAUGCAACCUUGGCUUUUUGUCAAGGAAUUCUCGGCUGACUUUUGUAGCGUCCACCUGAAGAAUCAAACAUCACAUUUGAAUAUGUUUAGCAAGUCAAGGUCAUUGGUUUGACCUUACCUGGCUCAAUCUGCUACUUUCUCAGGAAAUAGCCCUUAGCUUAGCGGCUAACAUGGAGCUAGCUUCCAUUAGCAGUGAAUGCUAAUAUUUAAGCUCAAACAAUCUCUAAUGUACUUUUUCUUCUGCCAAUAAGGUUGUUCAUUUAUUCUUGGAGUCUUAAAUUCAAAUCAAGCCAAUUUUCAUAUUUUUCACCCAAUCUGCUAUUUUUAAAGAACUAGCCUUUAGCUUAGCAUUUAAUCUGGACUUUAUUAUUCUGGAGCAGUGAAUGCUAAUAUUUGAGCUCAAACGAUCUAUAUUAUAGUUGUAUAGAGUAUUUCUUUUGGCUAUAAGCUAAUUAAUGUUGUGUGUCUGGGUAAAUAAAGUGUAUUUUACUGUUAAAAAGUGCAAAUAAAGAGCCAUUCUGUGAUUCAA
Molecule: messenger RNA, 1733 nt
Organism: Nerophis ophidion (straightnose pipefish)
Lineage: Eukaryota; Metazoa; Chordata; Actinopteri; Syngnathiformes; Syngnathidae
Product: sarcosine dehydrogenase, mitochondrial-like
Exons: 5
Coding region: 99-686 (195 amino acids)
Cellular component (GO): mitochondrion
Molecular function (GO): protein binding
Source: RefSeq, a predicted model, not a curated record